Messenger RNA from Setaria italica (foxtail millet), 2840 nucleotides. Its product is annotated as zinc finger CCCH domain-containing protein 36. The transcript has 7 exons. Gene Ontology annotation, molecular function: metal ion binding. Lineage: Eukaryota; Viridiplantae; Streptophyta; Magnoliopsida; Poales; Poaceae. The record is from RefSeq and is a predicted model, not a curated record. The coding region runs from base 173 to 1978 and encodes 601 amino acids.
CAGGCAGGGGGAAAAGAGCGUGGAAAGAGAAGAGAAACCGAAGCGACCGGUGAGGUUUUUGCUCCCCAAUCCCCCCCUCUCGCCUGGACUCCGCCGCCGCAUCCUCCCCCUCCGCCCAAACCCUUCUCCCAUCCGGCAACGCCGCCGCCGCAGCGGCGUUGCAUCCGCCCGGAUGGCCAGCGCCGGCGGUGGGGGUGGGGCGACGGGCGAGAUCCCGGAGGUUGAUAUGGAGGUCGUGGAGAGGCCGCCGGAGGAGCCGGGGCGGGUCGGCCUGAAGAGGGUUAGGGAUCCGCAUAGCGCCCUGGGUUCCUACGGUUUUUAUGGAGUGACUACUGCCGAGAAGAAACCAAUGUUGCAACCUCAUGUUAAUGCUCUGAGAUUGAGUAGCCCUUCUCUUGGUGAAUAUCCGGAGAAUAAAACAAAAAGGGUCACCAAAAUAUGUACCUUUUACGCUCAAGGUUGGUGCCAGAAUGGAAAGAAUUGCACUUUUCUUCAUGACAGAGAGGGUUUUGGUUCUGCAAAGGCUGGUCUGCUUGCACCAGCUGGUUCUGGGAAUCAUCGAGGUUCUGAAGAAGGAUCCCAAGUACAACAUCAAUCCAACUUGAAAGUGCCUCAGUUCAAGUAUGCAGAGGGUUCAUCGAAACAUGAGCUAUAUCGGAGCCUUGUUCAUGUGUAUGGUGAAGAUAAUGAGAGGUUGGCACAUCUUGCUGAUAAACAAAACCUUACCACUCCAGGGGUUUCACAAGGGCUCCCUGGCAGUAUUGAUGAUUCAUUUACUAAAAGGCCGACUGCUCCUAUAAAUGAGCUGGUGCGGAGUCUAGUAGUUCAUGAGAAGAACCACAAACCUUUCAUGGGACACCCUAUUGGUUUGGCUGCUGAAACAAGAAGAUACCUUGACGUGAACACCUUAAAUUCAGACCACCAGUUUCAAUCAUCUGGCAUGUCUAUUUCGUCCGAUACUCUCCAAUUCCGUGAGAAGCUGUCAGCUUAUGGUGGAACAACAGAUAAUCUUCCCAACACACAUCAGAAAGAACAUCGUUCAAGCCAUGCCUCAUAUAGUUCAUGUAACUUAACAGGAUUCAGAAAUCUAGGCUAUGCUACCUCUGAAAUUUCCUUAGGAAGCCCAAGUCUCCGAGCAACUUCUCAGCUGGGAAUACAGUCCCAUCAUCUGUUCAGAACUGGUAUUGAGAAGGUUAAUCUCCAUAGACAUAUUGAUGUUGACAAGGGCUGUGGUACUUCUAGACCUGCACUACUUUCAAGCAGUUCACUUGACCCUUCUAUCAUAUCAGCUGGGCCACUUUCUCCAAUCAAGGAUGAGGUCUGGGAAACGUCAGUGCCUUUUGUACCUUCUUUUAGUUUUCCAACACCUCCAGGAAGUCCAUAUGACCCAUUCGUUGACUGUAUUGAACCUCCUAAAGUUGGGAAUACAGAUAAUCUGAAGUCGUCCAAUAUAUCCUUCAGUAUUUCAAGUCAGCAUACAAAUCCGGAUGUCAUCACUGAUAAAUCACUGAAUCGCGAUGACAAGUUAACCAGGAAUAUGUCUGCCAUAGGAGCAAAUGGACCUGCAUGCUUGAUUGCAUCUGAUAGAGGACGCAGCUCUAGCCUGGACGUUAAUAACAGGGUGAAAGCUUGUGACAGAAAAAAUAAUGUAGGUAGUAGCGAUGAGAAAGCAAGAGACUUUCGUUUUCAUUUGGCAGAACAUAUAAAGGACUUGAUCAAACCAAUAUGGAAGGAAGGUAAUCUGAGUAAAGAUGCUCAUAAACAGGUAGUGAAAAAAAGUGUUGAAAAAGUUGUUGAUUCAAUUGAGCCAAAUCAAGUACCAACUACUAAAGAGAUGAUUGCCAAAUAUAUUACCACCAAUGGAUCAAAGAUAGAAAAACUUGUGAAGGCAUCGUACAGCAUGAGAUCCAAGCUUCUAAAUGUUGAAUUACUGCUCGACCAAGAUUGGAGCUUAGACUUGAUGUCGAUGGGAGCUUGAGCCUCAUGUCCCGCCAAUCUGGUUGACCUACGUUUGUAGGUGCAAGAAGUUUUUAUUGGAAAAAGAUUGAGCAUUCUUAAUUGACAACAGAUGCAAAAGCCCAAAAAGUCUCAGGGGAGCUGCCAUAGGAAAGAGCAAUUGAUACUUGGUGUAAGUAGUGAUUGAUUGCUUCUCUACCCCCUUCAGUAAUGGCACACGAUGCUUGCCAAAGAUUUCAAUGUGGCGAUGGAUGGAAACUUCAGAAUCCUGCGGUUCAGAUGGAUAUUUGCAUAUAAACUGGUUGCUCCCAGGAUGCUCAACUAAAUUAAACUUUGUCCACACUCUCAUGUGCUCCAUUCUCUUGCAGUGACGAGGUUGAGUGAAUUGUACCCAUUUAAUCGUGCUCAUUGAUCUGGAUGGUAUGUACAGGCACACUGUGCUUCCCAAAGAUUUCAAUGUGGCAAUUGAUGGAAACUUCAGAUUCCUGUGGUUCAGAUGGAUAUUUGCAUAUAAACUUUUGCUCCCAGGAUGCUCAACUGAAGUAAACUUUGUCCACACUCUCUCCUGCAGUGACGGUCCAUUCUCCUGCAGUGACGGGGUUGAGUGAAUUGUUAGAAUUUAGAUAAUUGAAUGCGCAUUCUUAUAAAAUGCAUUAGGUACAGAAUUUACUUAUUAGCGGGAUGCAUGAACUUAUAGCAAAUGUAGAUCGCUAGCAUUUAGUACCGAAUGUACUUUGCCUUGUUAUUUCCACAAGAGGAAGAACGGUUCAGGAGUAAUCAGAUUCUGUUGUGUAUGUGAACCUGUUCAGACUAGCCAUGAAGAAUAUUGUUCUUUGUGAACCAUUCUGUUUAAUACAUUAAGAAUAUUGUUCUUGCUUUGUGAA